Messenger RNA from Oryza sativa Japonica Group (Japanese rice), 2098 nucleotides. RefSeq names its product beta-1,2-xylosyltransferase XYXT1-like. The record is from RefSeq and is a predicted model, not a curated record. Lineage: Eukaryota; Viridiplantae; Streptophyta; Magnoliopsida; Poales; Poaceae. Gene Ontology annotation, molecular function: glycosyltransferase activity.
GCACAGCCCGCUGACAGCCAAAGCCUCAUGUAGAAUAUGCAAAAACCAGUUGUUAAUAGUUAGGCAGUCGUCUUAGACAGCCUGUGCAAAUAUAUAUAUGUGUGUGCGCAAACCCUUGGGCUAGCUAGAAUCAAAUUAUGCGGUAGGAGCUGAAAUCUCUUUGAGAGAAGUAUCCAUCACAUAAGGCAAGUCUCUUACGUAGAGGAGGAGGAAGAGAAGAGAAGAGAAGAAAAGGACGGAUGGUUAGCCAGUCCAAGACGCCGGCGCCGGAGCCGUCGACGACGAAGAUGCCAUCGGCGCCUCCGGCGGUAAAGGGCGUAGCGAAGACGCUGGCGCAGCACCACAAGGCCGUGAUCGGGUUCCUGCUUGGCUUCUUCCUGGUCCUGCUGCUCUACACCUUCCUUUCUGGCCAGCUUGUUUCCUCGGAGGAUGCCAUUGUGAGGGCCGUCACACAACAGUCCACGCCUGCCGUGCAUACCGAUCAAGACGGCAGGACCACAUCUCCGACUUCACCAACGUCCACGUCCAGCAAUACGACACAAGAUAACUUGGAAGGGAAAAAUACUGAGCGGUCUAGCCAGCCAGCUGUGAACGACGAAGCAAGUGACAAGAUGGAGGAGGAUCUUAUCCGGCAAGACAUUGAUCAAGCUGGAACGAAAAAUGGCACAAACCAUAAACCCGGUGCACCACGCAAGCCAAUAUGCGACCUGUUAGAUCCCAGGUAUGACAUCUGUGAGAUCUCCGGCGACGCACGGACCAUGGGCACCAAUCGGACCAUACUCUACGUGCCGCCCGUCGGAGAGCGUGGGCUUGCCGACGACAGCCAUGAAUGGAGCAUCCGAGAUCAGUCUCGCAAGUACCUGGAGUACAUAAACAAGGUGACGGUAAGGUCAUUGGAUGCCCAGGCAGCGCCGGGAUGCACCUCUCGCCACGCCGUCCCGGCCGUGGUGUUCGCCAUGAACGGGCUUACCUCGAACCCGUGGCACGACUUCAGCGACGUGCUCAUCCCACUCUUCAUCACCACCCGCGUCUACGAGGGCGAGGUCCAGUUCCUCGUCUCCGACCUGCAACCGUGGUUCGUCGACAAGUACCGGCUCAUCCUCACCAACCUGUCCCGCUACGACAUCGUCGACUUCAACCAGGACAGCGACGUCCGGUGCUACCCGAAAAUCACCGUAGGACUCCGCAGCCACCGCGACCUCGGGAUCGACCCAGCUCGCACUCAGCGGAACUACACAAUGCUGGACUUCAGGCUUUACAUCCGGGAGGUCUACUCGCUGCCGCCCGCCGGCGUGGACAUCCCGUUCAAGGAGUCCAGUAUGCAACGGAGGCCGCGGGCCAUGCUCAUCAACCGCGGGCGGACGAGGAAAUUCGUCAACUUCCAGGAGAUCGCCGCGGCGGUGGUGGCAGCAGGUUUCGAGGUGGUCCCGGUGGAGCCGCGUCGUGACCUGAGCAUCGAGGAGUUCUCCCGGGUGGUGGACUCAUGUGACGUGCUCAUGGGCGCGCACGGGGCCGGACUCACCAACUUCUUCUUCCUCCGCACCAACGCGGUGAUGCUGCAGGUGGUGCCGUGGGGCCACAUGGAACACCCAUCCAUGGUGUUCUACGGUGGUCCGGCCAGGGAGAUGAGGCUGCGCGACGUCGAGUACAGCAUCGCCGCCGAGGAGAGCACGCUCUACGACAAGUACGGCAAGGACCACCCGGCGAUCAGGGACCCGGAAUCUAUACACAAGCAAGGGUGGCAGUUCGGGAUGAAGUACUACUGGAUUGAGCAGGAUAUCAAGCUCAACGUCACCAGAUUUGCUCCCACGCUGCAGCAGGUGCUUCAAAUGCUCAGGGGAUAGACCUUACUCCGAUCCGAUCCUUCCUAUACAGGCAGGCUUAGAGAUACAUCCGUAGAAACAAACAAUUUCUUUAUUUUUUGACGUUUCGACUUAGCAUGCCGUGGCGAAUUCGCGCGCCUCCGUUUGUUAGGUUGCACUAUCUGGAUGUUUACACAAAUAAAUAGUAGAGUGAACAAAGUAUACCAUAGUACCAUACCAUAUACUCUAUGAAGGAAACUAAAGGAACGCACAUCACUAUCUGGUGCUGCGUGGUA